Molecule: messenger RNA, 6990 nt
Organism: Lethenteron reissneri (Far Eastern brook lamprey)
Lineage: Eukaryota; Metazoa; Chordata; Hyperoartia; Petromyzontiformes; Petromyzontidae
Product: rho guanine nucleotide exchange factor 17-like
Biological process (GO): actin cytoskeleton organization
Molecular function (GO): guanyl-nucleotide exchange factor activity; protein binding
Source: RefSeq, a predicted model, not a curated record
AUGCGGGAGAACCGGGAGAAGCAAGCCCUGGCUGACCUCAUGAUCAAACCGGUGCAGAGGAUCCCACGAUACGAGCUCCUCAUCAAGGACCUGCUUAAGCACACCCCGGAGGAGCACCCUGACCGGCCGUGCCUCGUGGAGGCCCAGCGAGGCCUCCCGCCCCUGGCCAGCCGCAUCAACCAGGGCCGCCGCGAGGCCGAGGAGGCCACGCGUCACGCGUGCGCCUGCAGCGGUCGAGGCGGCCAUCGAGGGCCUCAUUGGCUGUUCCGGGGAGGAGGUUCAAUCCGACAGGAGCUCGUGGUGGAGGUGAAGUCCGUGGGGGGCAAGAAGGAGCGAUGCCUCUUUCUCUUCUCCGACCUCCUGCUCUGCACGACACUCAAGCGCAAGUCGGGCUCGCUGCGUCGCAGCUCCUUCAGCCUGACAACUGCUGGCAGCUACAUUGACCUGAGCAGUAAGUACAAGCUGCUGUGGCGCUCUCCACUCCACGAACUGGAGGUGGUGAAAGGCUCGUGCGAGCUGCUGGUGCCGGCGGCGAGGGAGGCGCUGCAGAGGAGCGUCACGGGGCUGGAGGAGGACACGGCGCGGCUCGCAGACAUCCGCGGCCUCGUCGACUCGCUCACCGUGCCUCACCAGGCCCUGGACGACGCCCUGCGGGACCUGCUGCUGUCUGUGCAGCGCGACCUCUCCGAGCGGCACGCCGCCGCCACCGCGGGGCCCCCCGUGCCCCCCCGGCCCGGCUGGAGCUGCUCCUCUUGGACCCCUGGAGCCCCCCAGUCGGCAGCGGGAGGGGCGGGGGGGGCGGGGGGGGCCGGGGCGUCGGGGGGGCGGCUCCCCGCCACUCGCUGGUGUUCGACGGAGACUCAGCCCCAGAGAGAACCCGAGUUCCUGAAGGCCAUCUCCAUCAUGAAGACACGCAGCGGCAUGCAGUUCUCGUGCGCCUCCCCGAGCGUGUGCGUGCCGCUGGGCGGCUGCGAGGUGUGGGUGUGCAACAGCGACGGCUACGUGGGCCAGGUGUGCCUGCUGAGCCUCACCCCGGAGCCCAUCGUCGAGGCCUGCAUCGCCGUGUGCUCCGCACGCAUCCUCUGCAUCGCGCCCGUGCCUGCACUGCAGAAGCCCCCCACCGGCAGCGUUGAUAGUGGGGGGUCACGGGAGGGAGUGCCGCUCCCCGACUCCCCGCUGCGCCGUCUGCCGACAAUCGCCUCCGAGGAGGACCUCGUCUCUCACCGGCACCGCAACGAGCACCGCGACGAGGAGAGCAGCUCCGCUCUCCACAUCUGCAUCGGCGACGCGGCGCCGGCUGAGCCGUUGCCCAUUGCGGUGCGGCGCGAGCGCCACGCGAGCGCGCCGGGCGCCGGCAGGGCGCGCCACCGACGACUCGCCGGCCGCGGCGGCGCCAGCGGCGGCGUCGCCUGCAACCCCUUCGAGAGCGAGGACUCGGGAGAAGAGGAGGAGGAGGAGGAAGAGGAGGACGAGGAUGAAGAAGAGGAGGAGCUGGAGGAGCUGGAGGAGGACGAGGCCGGGUCCUGGGGUCCGCACAUCGAGCCGUCGCUCGCGGCACUGAGGGUAGAGGAGCUGAGUGGGGGGGGGCAUGUGACCCCCGAGGAGAGCAGCAGCUCGGACGACGACGAGGAGGAGGAAGAGGAGGAGGAGGGGGGGGCAGGGAACCCCUUCCCCCCCACGCCGCCCCCCAACCCCUUCACGGCCGACCCGCCGGGCAGCGCCAGGAGCCCCCCGCUAGGGGGCUUCACGCGACCCAGCCCUGACGAGGCAUCGUGCCCGAAGCCCGAACCGUUCCAGGGCUCCGUGUGGCUGGGCACGGAGGACGGCUGCAUCCACAUCUACCAGUCGUCCGACACGAUCCGCCACCGCAAGAAGAGCCUCAAGCUGCAACACUCGGCCGCGGUCACCUGCAUCGUGUUCCUGGAGAACAAGGUGUUUGUGUCUCUGGCCAACGGGGACCUUGUGGUUUACCACCGCGACGAAGGCUGCUUCUGGGCCGUGGGGGAGGCGCGCGUGCUGCCCCUGUCCACGGCGGCUGCCCCCGUGUGCCGCAUGCUGGCCGUGAGCGGCCGCCUGUGGUGCGGCUGCCAGAGCAGCAUCGUGGUGCUGCACCCCGACUCCCUCCUCGUCGAGGCGAGCUUCGUGGUGGACGGGGAGGGGGGCCGCGGCGUGGCGUGCAUGGCCAGUGAGGGCUCCGGGGUGUGGGUGGCUCUCACCGCCAGCACCCAGGUGCGACUCUACCACCCCGCCACCUACGAGUGUCUCGCCGAGGUGGACGUCACCGCGGCCGUCUCCAGGAUGCUGGCCGGCUGCGACGCCAUCAUCCGGCAGCACAAGUCGGCGUGCCUGCGCGUCACCUCGCUCACCCCGGGCGCCGAGCUGCUGUGGGUGGGCACCAGCGCGGGGGUCCUCGUCACCCUGCCGCACCACCGCCUCGCCCGCCCCACCCCCCGGCGGCACGACCGCAGCCCCCCGCCCCGCCGCCCCCACCCCGGCGGCGGCGGCGCGGGGGGGCCCCCCAGAGCGCCGAAUGGGGGGCCGAUGCCCAGCAGCCGGACCCCGAGUGGGGGCAGCACGACUCUGCGGGGAGCCCUGGGCCGGGGGCCCCGUCGCCGCCGCCGCAGCGCUGGCCCGCCGCGGCCCCCGUGGGUUGCCUGCACGGCCACACAGGCCACGUGAGGUUCAUCACCAGCGUGCGGCUGCCCGAGGGCUGCGUCUGGGCCCAGCAAGGAGGCCCCGUGGGGGCCCCCGACCAAACCCCAAAGGCGCCACGUCGCGACUCGGGGAAGCGGUUGCGCGCGAGCGGCUUGCCGGGGGUCCUGGGGGGCGCGGGGCCCGCGGGGGGUCACGCGGGGGGCCCCGGGGCACUGCUGGUCAUCAGCGGCGGGGACGGCUACGAGGAGUUCACGGGGUCACCGAGCCCCGGCGGAGACGAUGCCGCGGGGAGGGACGACAGCACCAACCACCUGCUGCUGUGGAGGGUCUGAGCCAGGCCCUGGGACGACACCGGGUGGGCCCCUGGGACACGUGGCCUCCAGUGUGCAGGGUGGGCCCUUGGACGUGUAGUGGGUCCUGCGCACGUGGCCGCCACACUGAGUGGGCCCAUGGGACACGUGGUGGUGGCGCCCCUGGGACACGUGGCCUCAGCACAGGGUGGGUGCUCGGACAAGAGAUUUCUAUGCAAGUGGCGGGCCUUAGGCAAGUGGCCUUUGCAUUGAGUGAGCCUCGAGCAUACAGGGUGGGCCCUCGGACACGUGUUUACUGAACAGGGUGGGGUCCUUUGUACGCAGUAGGUCCUGGGUAUGCGUCCUCGUACUGAGUUUGCUCCUGGGGCGGGUGGCCUUCGUACAGGGUGGGCCCCUGCCACGUGGCUUCCACUACACAUCGUGGGCCCCCGGGCUCGGUGUGGUCCACACAGGGUGGACCCUGAGCACGUGGUGGGGCCUCCAGGCCACAGGGUGGGCUCCUGGGCCAUUUGACAGGCCCUGGACAUGUGGCCUCCAUGCAGGGAGGGCUGCUUGGGUGAGUAGCGUCUACACAGUGUGGCUCGUGGACAUGUGGUGGGGCCCCUUAAUGUGGCCUCCACUGCACAGGUGGGCCCCUGAACGCGUGGUCUAACGCAGGGUGGGCCCCCGGGUGGGUUUGGAUCACAGGCAAGCGACUCCAGAUUGCAGGCAACCUCCCACGUGGUCCGCUGAUUUGGCGAACCUGAUGGCGAUGCUCCUUGUGUGCCUGAUGCCGGUGUUUGACCCAGGUGAGAGGCCAGUGAGGUCUGCCAUCUGUCUAUUGUCAGGGAGACCUGGGAGCCAUAGGGAACACCCACCCACAGGCUCAGCGGCUCUCUGGGUCUGCUGCCUUCCUACCCCUCCACUCACUGCUGUCCCUCACUGCUGUCCACUGCUUCCUGGGCCCUGCCCCUCGGUCUCCACUGGGGUCCACCUGCAUUUCCGCUGUAGACCAAACCCGUAUUUAGUUCUCAGUCGGCACUUGGUCCAUUAAAGUUCUGCACAAUUAGCACCACACCUUGGGACAAAUAAAUUCCUGGCACCCGAAAACCGAGGCCGGUUCUCAGACAGGCGGCCACCCCAGUCUCUAUCCUCCCCGAGGUUUCCACGCUCAUCACCGUUCAUCUUCGGUUGUGGUUUUCCAUUCUUCUUGCGACGAUAUAUCCUGCCCGCCCCCCCAAGCCAUCCGAGUCGACACGAUGGGUACCGCUCUGGGCUAGACGAAGCCGCGGGUCACCGUCAUCGCCGUCAGCCACGGUCAAUCCACUGCUGGAUGAAGGCCUCUGCACGCCGCCGUCACGCCUCUCACGGCCCCACGUCGCGAACGUGCUGCGUGACGAUGCCAAAUCUGAGGGCGCCUUGAAGCAGCGGCUUCCACCCCGAGCGAGGUUCACGUUUGGCGUCUAGAGGCAUCGCUUCUCUUCGUCUAAAUUUAGGGCGGAGGGGAAGAGGUCACCCCCUAAAGAUAGACGCGGGGCUGUUUGGAGCGAGGAGUGUCCGGUCGCAGCCACAGCUACGCAAGAUGGCGGCCGGUGAUGCCACCGCAGCUCGCCAGGGCUUCACGGCCUCCGCAGGUAGAGCCGCCACACUGUCCCCUGCAGACUCAACCCUGACGGAUUGCUCAGCCGCCUCGCGGUUGCGAGACGGUGCGGUGUACGGACGGUUCAGUUCAACGCAGUGACACCGGAACCGGAUUUUGGUACAAACCGAUCCCCACUGCCUUGCGAGCACGGACUCCGAGUCCCGGAUGGGUGUGUGACCCGAGCCUCCUCCAGCAGAUCUCCGCAGCUGCUCCUGCUGCUGCUUCUGUCACACAGUAGACACGCGACCCCUAGGGUCUGCCCUGUCAGUGUCCCUCCAUCUUCCCUGAGGACUUCCCCUCGGUAGGAGAAGUCCAUAUAUCCUGGUGGAUGACUCCACGGUUGAAAAACAACGGAGCGAGGAUACAGCUGCGAGUUUAGAGGGUUUGGAGAAGCCAUCCGAUGGAGUCCAUUUGUGCCUCCCGCGAAAGUGCGCGGUGUUGGGCAACGAUCGGUGACAUCAGUGAUGGAUUGUGUUCCACCACAGUCAUGCUGAAACGCACAUCGACUCACAUAGAGAUCCAUAGACUUGCAUAGAGACCCAUAGGCUUACAUAGAGACCCAUAGACUUACAUAGAGACCCAUAGACUCGCACGGAGACCCAUAGACUCGAGACCCUGUGGGUGGGAGACCCCUUGUAGUUUGGGCCCCCGUGGGCUGGGUGACACGUGUCGAAUGGAGGAGGGCCCCUCGGGACGAGAGAUCCCGUGCGCUGAAAGGGUAGGAGGAGGAGUGUAGGGGCGGGGGGUACCUUGCGCUGAAGGAUGAAGGGACCCCCGUUGGCUCGAGGCGGACCCCGUGCGUGGGGUCACGUCUCCCCCUUGGAGAGAUGGAGGGAGAGUGGGGGGGGGGUGUGAUGGGCCGCGGUGUGGUAACGCCACCGCUGCUGCUGCUGUAUUGUCAAUAGAGGACACAUUGCGCCACCCGCAGAGGCUUUGCACAACGCGCCCGCGCUCAGGAGCGCCCAGGGUCUCGGUUGGACACCGCGACGGGGCCCGAGGCGAGCAGAGGCGCGGGCUUGGAGAGAGGGAGGGGGGUGUGGGGCAAAGGAUGGGCGGUGGGGGCGAGGUGACGUGGGGUGAUGUGGGUCGUGCUGCGGUGAUGUUAUCGGCUGUGAUGUUGACAGCCCUUUGGGACGGGUUGGGAGUGCGUGAUGGUCACGUGGUUCGUUUGUUGUGAUCGCGCCGUUGGCGUGAUUGGCACUGUCAUCGUUCAACUGCGAGCGCGAUCGGCCCCUCCCCUCAUCCCUCACACCCAUAACAGCCCCCCCGCCCCGCCCCCCCACCUCGGUUCACCCCCCACGGUCUCCACGAUCAUCAUCCCCCUCUUCUCAUGGUCAUCAUCAACAGCUUCACCAUCAACAACUUCAUCAACAAUGUCAUCAUCAACAAUAAUUUCAUCAGUCGCAGCGUCAUUACCAAUAUCACGAUCAGCGAAAGCGCCAUCAUCGUGAACGUAAUCGUCUUUAUCAUUAUCAGUGUCAGCAUCAUCAUCGUCAUCAACAGCACCAUCAUCUUCAACGUCAAUAAUCACGGUCAUCAUCAGCAGUAUGAACAUCGUCAUCAUCAGCAUAGACGUCAUCCUCAUCAGAUCUUCCUUUUUAGAGACGCCCUGGGCAGAGGCUCGUGGUUGUCCCUGAGUUCUCGAACCCCGACCACCAUCUCCAUCACUACCACCAUCACUACCACCAUCACUACCACCAUCACUCUCACUACCACCACUACUACCAUCACUAGCACCAUCACUACCACCAUCACUACCACCAUAAAUACCACCACCUCCAUCACUACCACCAUCACUACCACUAUCACUACCACCAUCACUCUCACUACCACCAUCACUACCACCAUCACUAUCACUACCACCAUCACUACCACCAUAAAUACCACCACCUCCAUCACUACCACUAUCUCCACAACUACCACCGUCUCCAUCACUACCGCCAUCACUACCACAACCCUUGACACUUUCCUAAUUUUUGCCACCAACAAAUCGUCACCAGCACCGCAGCCAUGGUCACAGUUAUCGUCACCACCGCCUGCACCGCAACUAUAAUGGCAACCGUCAUCAUCGACACGUCAUCACCACCACCACCACCAACCACCAUCAUCACCAUUAUCCCCCAUCACCACCAUCCACCAUCAUCACCAUCAUCCCCCAUCACCACCAUCCACCAUCAUCACUAUCAUCCCCCAUCACCACCAACCACCACCAUCACCCCCCACCACCACCAACCACCAUCAUCACCAUUACCCCCCAUCACCACCAACCACCAUCAUCACCAUUACCCACCAUCACCACCAACCACCAUCAUCACCAUCAUCCCCCAUCACCUCUGACAACGGCUGCACCAUCGCCACGUCGCCUGCAGCUUUGUGUAAAUACGCGCCUGUACAUUUUGUACA